CUCCACCAUCUUGCCUCUUGCCUCCGCCCGCCAUGACCGUCAUCAACCCAAACCGCUCCGCUAUAUUACCUGUAGGAUCUCAACACCCAACAACCAGUGCACAUCCCUCGUCUACCAUAAUAAUACGUCGGACGGGUUCACGGUACUUGAAGACCCAUGUCAGAUACUUUCUCGCUGAUGGCAACCUUGAUAUUGAGCUGGACGACGGGACGCUUUAUCGCGUCCAUCGGCACUUCUUCACUCAGUACUCUUCGGCAUUCGCGGCCGAGUAUCUCUCCAGUCCUGCCUCAUCAAGCUUUGUACGCCUCAGGAGCAUUGAAGGGCGAGACUUUGACCGCUUGCUCUCCUUGAUCUAUCCGUCCAAACUCGGCGAACUCGACAUAUCCACCGCAGACGAAUGGCUCUCCGUCCUCCGUCUGGCCGAUAGGUGGUCAUUCGUAGACCUUCGCCAGCUUGCGCGCGAGAAGCUGGACAGUAUUGCCUCAGCCACCGAGCGCGCUGCAGUUGCGUGCGAGCUUGGUCUGGCUGGGCGGGCGGACUCAGCGCGCCCCGGCUUGCCCAAGGUCGCGACUGUCAACACCCCAGAGCGCUCGGGCAGUAGCGAUCGCGUUGACGCAGCGGACAACUUGCAGAGGGUGCCAGCGUCCAUACGCGUCAUGCCGGAAUCGAACGUUGAGGAUGCAUCGUUGACCGUCGAGGAUGCAUCGCCGGACAUCGGGGAUCGGCCGGCACCGCUAGGUGCUACUCCCAUGAUCGAAGCGACGUACGAGCCUAUGGCGCUUCACACCGCCCCCGAGCCUUCGCGCGUCACCCGCGAGCUGGUUUCGACGAUUGACUUUCUGCACGAGCUGCCUUUCUGCGCCUUGGAACAGCCUGACGAUACAGAGCCAGCACAUUCCAGCAACCUGAGCGAAGCCCCGGCACGCCAUCGGGAAUCCAUCCAGGAUCGCUUGAAGAGGGUCCUGGGAAAGGAGCCUCCCAAGCGCGUGCCUUCUCUGUGGUCGUCGUUCAGGAGCUCGACGAGCGAUUUUUCUGAUGGCGCGCCGUCCAGCAGUAAUGCUCCGGCCGUCAGGAGCGAACAGGACCCUGCGGCCGAGUCCGAUAAUCUUGAUUCCUGCUCUUCCUCGUCGAGCCUGGGCACACCGAAAGAACCCUUUCUUGCUGAGAUGACGACCAAAGACGCGAGCAUCUACUCUGGGCGGAACCGCGUGUCGAACGCGUGCCAGCCAGCAGCGUCGAGUGCGUCUGAUUCUAGCACGUCGAACUCCCCCCAGCGAGUUGCAUCGUCUUCCUCCUGCGUCACGUCCCCUUUCUCACCGUCACCUCUCGACGUUCAGGAUCACCCUCCGAGUUCAGGGGAACUGACUGGUAGCCGCGAUGAGUGGAAGGCUCGAUAUCGUGAGGAGCUUAUGGCUGACAUAGUCGCUAAUACCGAAAGAAUGCGGCACUCGAUGAAUCGUGUCAAAGAGAACGCCUCGCGCUGGAUGGAUAUUUUCGGGCGUACGACGUAUUCGAGCGCGUUCUAUGAAUAAGUAUCCGUGUCAGGGCCAUGGAGCUCGAGAAUAGUGCACCCAUGUAUGUACCCGAUAAUGCUCGUCUCAGAUAUAUCUUCUUGUUGUAACCGA
Molecule: messenger RNA, 1625 nt
Organism: Schizophyllum commune H4-8
Lineage: Eukaryota; Fungi; Basidiomycota; Agaricomycetes; Agaricales; Schizophyllaceae
Exons: 4
Coding region: 33-1532 (499 amino acids)
Molecular function (GO): protein binding
Source: RefSeq, a predicted model, not a curated record